Messenger RNA from Portunus trituberculatus (swimming crab), 8026 nucleotides. Its product is annotated as protein PRRC2A-like. NCBI's taxonomy places the organism in Eukaryota, Metazoa, Arthropoda, Malacostraca, Decapoda, Portunidae. The record is from RefSeq and is a predicted model, not a curated record.
CACGUAGGCAGGGAGGCGGUGGAGACACAGAGAGGGAGACUGAGACCACCACCACCACUGCCUCACUCACACAGACAGACACAAGCCAGUUGCCCAGUUCAGUUGUGCAGCGGCAGUCGAACGGGGAGGGUGUGUGCGUGGUAGCCUCUGUCUGGGCCUCAGUGAGUGACCUGUUCUUUGCCUUCGCCGCCUCGCUCCCUGAUCUCUGAGUGUCUGUGGAGGUUACAGGAGCAGCGGGGAAGGGCGUGUCUCUCCCCUCACACGUGGCGGUAGGCUGAGGGCGUGAGGAAAGCACAUGGCGUAAAGGAAACAUUACAGGAGUGGUGGUGAACGUGGCGUGGUGAACGUGGUGGAUUAUGUGAGACGCCACGACUAUGUUACUCAAGAAAGGCACACCAGACGCCACCUCCGGGAACGGCAAGAGGUCCUCUCCCGCUACUACUACUGCUGCUACUACUACAGGAGAGAAAAAGAUGCUGCAGGCUAACAGCGAGGACGUGCGCCAGAGCCUGGACGUGUUGGACAGGAUCCUGUCAGAGUUUGAUGACGUGGGCACAGACACCACCGAGGACGGCUGCAGCAGCGAUGUCCCUGACGCGGGCCCCGCCACGCCGCCCCCCGUGGAUCGCUCGCUUAAGCCCCGGGAGGCGGCUCCCGAGCUGCCCCGCAAGACUCGCACCGGCAGGCGCGGAUCCGGCAGCACCUCACCCUCCAGCCACGAGUACCAGGAGAUCAGCCCCGAUGUGGCCUGCCCCGCUCCGCCCCUGCCCGACACCCCCGCCCUCCUCACCUCACCCACUGCCCGCGGCGGCCGUCGCCAAGUGUCAGAAGACAGGGCGCGUAGCAGACGCCAUGAAGAGGACAGCCGCCGCCAGCCGCGCCGCCAGCGCAGCGAGGACGCCAGACUGCGCUGCGACGACGUGUCCUCCAGCUCUGGUGACCUGGCCGGUCCUGACCCACGCCGCGCCCCGCGAGACGGCAGCCGCGGCAGGUCACGAGAGAGUGUGCGUGGCGGCGCGGGACGUGAGGCGCGUCACUUGAGGAAAAGUCGCUCAGGAGAGGUGGAGGCGCGGCGCCCUGAGCAGCAGGAGGCGCGGCGGCGACGGUCCAGGUCUUCAGACCGCUGGCUGGACCAGCCACUGGCAGACCCCAUGAUGGACCGGCGACUGUACGACGCGGGGCCAUACGAUCCCCGCCUCUACGAUCCCCGCUACGUGGACCCGCGCCUCAUGGACCCCAGCCUGCUGGACCCGCGUUUGCUGGACCCGCGCUACGUGGACGAGCCAUACCCGUACCCACUCCCGCAGGACCCAGUCCGCUUCCCACACCUGAUGCACUAUCCGCCCAUGCCCGGCGGCCCCGCCUCCCCCGGCACGCUGUCCCCCGUGCCCCCCGGCCACCCCGUGGGCCCGCCCUUCAUUCCCCUGGACUACCCGCCCUACCGCCUCGGCCACUACGACCUGGCCUAUCCCGGGGACCCCAUGCUGCUGCCCUUCAUGGCGCCCCAGCCCUACCCUCCAGAACCCCCGCCCCCAGACUACCUCCAUCCCGCAGACUGCCUGCCGCCACAGUACCUGCCCUACCCCCCGCCACCCCCUCCUGGCCUGGUAGGCGCCCUCUGGAGCCCCGCCCCCCACCUUCCGCGGGAAGACUGGCCGCCUCCAUCACCAGAACAGGCGCAGCAGCUCAUCCACAGCGUUGUGAGAAAUCCGAAAGUAAGAGGAAUGGAGGAAGAAGAGGAAGAGGAGGAGGCGAUAAGAAGAGAACGGGAGGCUCAUUUCCAUCCCGGCAUGAGACCAACAGGGCGAAGACUUACCUCCAUAGGGCACUCAGACAGCUCAGGCCUCUCGUCCCCUAGUGAGGAGAGGCGACACUCCGGGAGACGCGGCUGGUGGGGAGGAGGAGGACAUUCUCAGCGUGACGCCCCUUCUUCUGAAUUCCACGUUGGGGAAGCUGUGAGAGGCGCCAGUCCCAGGGCCGUCAAGGGUUCAACGUCCCUGCCUCACUUCUCCUCCGGGAAGGACAGCGGGUUCGAGGAGGCUCCCGUGACGGCGGAGGACGGUGCGGGACAGAGCGGCCGUGCUAGUCGUUCCGGCGGCGCCUUCAUCGUGUCUGGCGUGUUCAACGACUCGUCCAGGAUGUUCAUCCCAGCGCCGCCUUCGCCCACGCCAGACUACGACGACGACAGCGGCUCAGAUGGCAACGAGAGCGACAUCCUGCAGGGGUCGCAGUUCUACGUGGUGAGCACAGAGGACGCGGAAGGUGGCAAGAAGAAGCUGGCCAACCGCGACUCCCUCAGCGACGACAGCCUGCAGAACGCCCCCGGGGGCGCCGCAGGAGGAGCGUCGAAGGAAAAGUCUUCCAAUGCGUCCACACAGGGCAAGGGCCAGCCGUCCACGCCGCUCCAGACCCUCAUGAAGGAGUUCCACCACGCCCUGCCGCCCGUCGACUAUGAGAACGGCUUCUCCGACGAUUCCCUGGAGGACUCCACCACUGCGCCGUCCACUACGGCACCCUCAGGCUCUGCGCCACCCGGCACGCGGCACGCCAGGCACACCUCGGAGGAGUCCCUGGCGUCCUUGGAGGGCUCCACCGCAUCCUUCGACUACAUGCACGCCAACGAGGCGCGGGGCUCCGUGUACGACAAAACGAGACCGGCGUCCGGUGAGGACGGCCAGCGGGCAAGCGGUGGCGGCGGCAAGGAAAGAAAGGACGCCAACGGGAAGGCGAAAAAGAGCGCGGCGUCUUCGCCAGUGAAGGACGGCGCCGUGCGGGGUGCCACCAGGGCUGACAGUGCUGACUCCGGCAGCGUUAGCAGGCAGAGCUCGCGGGAAAGCUCCCAGAGUUCAGGUUCAGGCAGCGCCAAACCCCUGGAGAAGUUUGAGGCGAUAAAGCACAUGCUGAAGGAGGGGCUGAUCGAAGGCCUGGAUGAGGCUCCGCCGGAAUUCAAGCCGCCGCCGCCCGCACACCGGCGGGACGAGCGUGCUGACAGCGGCCUGGGCACCAAGAUGGACGAGAGUGACCGCUCCGACCUGUCCGGCACGCCACCCUCCCUCACCUCGCCGCCCGCGGCAGACACCCGCCGCGCCUCCGCAAGGAGGGAGAAAGACACCCUCUGCAGCCGCGUCUCCAUCGCCUCAGACGACGCCGAGAAGAACAGGGAUGAAGGCGACGAGGUGGAGAUCCUCAUGAAGGAGACGAUGGAGGUGCCGCCCACGCCGCCUCCGCGCGACGAGUCCAUGCACUGGACGCCGCGCGUGCGGGGCGUGGCCAGAUCUGUCCCCUCCACGCCUAGCACUUCAAAAACCACACCCGCGUGGCAACAGGCCCCCGAGGUACCGCCACCCCUGCCGCAGCGGCCGUCAGAGCGAGUAGCACCGCACGCCGAGGACAUCUACGGGCAGCAUGAGGCCGCGGAGAGCGGCAGUGAGGUGAGCAGCGCCAUCAACGGCUCGCUGGCCAGCCAGUAUAGCGGCCACGACGCCGACAACCCGCUCACCGACAGGGAGUUCCUGGAGAACCUCAAGAACCUGGAGCCGCGCCCGCGCCCUGACACGCUGGCGGUGAUCAGCGAGGGCCAGGGUAGCCUCAGCUCCCGCAGCAGCCGCUCCGGGAGAUUGCUCUCCAGAAUCGCCGAUUCCGUCCGCAGCGGCAGCCGGACGCCCACGCCUUCUUCGUCCUCCUCAGCGUCUUCCACCCGCGCCACCACCACCAAGCUCACCUCCACCUCGCGCUCCUCCACGCGCAUCCACGGGGACAUCAUCCGCGAGCCCCGCCGAACCUCCAUGCGGGAGUCCGCCCUGCCCUCGCCCCAGGAGUACACACCCUUCCCCUCCUUCAGCCCCUCCAUCGUGCCCCUCACCCGCGACGGCUCAGGCCGCUUCAGGAGCAUCGAGGACCUGGCCGAGGCUGCCUCCACGCCGCCCCAGGACCCUGUGCUGCUCGGCAAGAAGAAGAAGCACUCCACGCUGCCGCCAAACCUCACGCCGGCAGACCUCAAGAAGGAGAACAAGGAGCUGCGCCGCGCCACCUCCCUCAUGGUGGGCAAGAAGAACAAAGACGGCAGCGAAGGAUCCAAGUUCAGGUUUAACAUCUUCCGCGGAUUCUGGCGUCGGAAACAAUACUCCUUCGACAACAAAGUAUAGAGUUAAGCCACCACUGAACCCAAGCCACACGAACGCCAUCUACCCAGCCAGCCAACCAGCCAGACACGCCAUUCAGCCACAGAGAGCUUGGGUGGGUUGGAGAACGUGGAAAGUUACCUUGCACUUCAUUACCAGCCCGCAUUGACCGACAUACAGACAGGCACCGAUAUAGAGGGCUGACUCGCGUGGUGGACUGCGGUUAGGAGGGCGGCACGGUAUAUCGUUUUAGCGGCGGUGAAUGAGGGCGACGUGAAGGCAGGCAGCUCGCGACCUUGUACUGCUUAAAAAAAAAAAAAAAAAAAAAACAAGUAAUGCACCGGCGUGACUUUGAAAUCAGCGUGGGUGUUUGAGGCAGCGGUGAGGAACGGAGUGAUGUGUUGGGGAGAGUGAGUGACCUUGACGAGACAAACCGACCGCUCUUUUACCCGCCACUAUAGCACCCCCUCACCCCACCAGCUCCGCCCCGCCGUCGCCGCCGCCGCCUCUCUCUGGUCUGGGCCAAGGGCGUUAGGAAACCUCUCAGCUGUUAUUGCAGACUCGAGGGCUUCAUCAGCGCAUUAUUAGUGUAUAGGUAGCAGUGUUGUGAAGGUGAGAGAAGGGGAGUGAUGGCGGUGGUGUUGGCGGUGGGAUGAUGUGGGUCAGAAUCAGAAUGAAUGUGAUGUUUGUCUCGUCUUCUCCAUAACGUCGUGACGCCACAUUUCUCGCAGUUAUGUGACACUUGGGAGAGAGAGAGAGAGAGAGAGAGAGAGAGAAUACUACACGCGGCUUCCAUUGCCUGCUAUAAUGUAAUUCGUCGGGCAGUGGUCGUUACAUCCGGAAGUGAAGAUUAACAUACAAAUUACUCAAACGGUAAUAUUUUCCCGCCGUUGCACGAGAGAUUGGUCGUUUGUUAUAAUAAUACCCCUGAAUUAGAUCCUUCCGUAUGACUAGUUCGUCCCUCAAUGCAGCUUUUUAUAUUAACAUUUAAGUAACGUCCCUUUAUGAACCCUCCACCUGAUGCUGAGGGUCCUGGUGUCUGGUCGUAACUCGUCAGGUAACAAGCCGUGGCCCUACAGAGUCAGAGAAGUAAAUAUCUGCAGUUAAUGUUAAGUAACCAAAGAGUAAGAGGUAAGACAACGUGCAACACCGGAGAGAUUAUUGAGAAAUACAGCAGAUAAACUAGUGGUCAUGAUGCGUGAGUCAUGUUCCCAGAAACUAUAAAGAACUAUAAGGUAAGUAAGUGUAGCUGCUAUCACGGGUCUAGCGGAGGCUGGGAGAGUUUGGUCACGGCUCAAGUAACACUGUGAUGGAUGUGCUCGUGUUCCCCUGCCUGCGAGCUGCCAUGUGACGACUAUUCCGUUAGUGAAUGGCUGCAAUGGACGUUUACAAAUGGAAGCAGGUGAUGCACUUAGUUACCAGACGCUUUGCGAGAGGCCAUCAGUGGCGUCACAAUGGCGUGGGAUGAGGCCCUAUAUCGGUCAUAGUCCCGGCUAUUGCUACUGAAUGGGAUGCUGAACUGGGACAGAGUGAAGCGCUCCUCUCAACUGUAUGGAAAAGUUAAUUAUUCAAAAGCUGGUGAGAAUUUAAUAUCGAGUUUUUCCAGCAGAUAAGUCAGAGCUGCUUGAUUAUGAUACAGGAGAAAACAAAGUAGAUGGAGUUAAAGAAAAUAAAGUGUCAAACGUCCAUUUUUAACUAACUUUAGGGAACCAGAUAAACCAGAGAUACUUGUGCUUAUCAGCAAGUCUUAUCUGGAGGCUGUGUUCCUUUGUGACAUACAUGCCUUUUAUAUCACAGCAUCCUUGCCCCCAAAGAAUCAGGGUCACCUUACCUCUGCCUGCAUCACUACAAGGCCUGCACUCACUUGCCUUACAACCAGGGUCACCUUACCUCUGCGUGCAUCACCUUUCACCCGCCUUACUAACAUGGCCACCUACACGUAGAUGACCAAACUCGCCUGAGCUGUGUAGACCUGUGAAUAAGCAACCAAGCCCUUCGUGUGGCCAAUUGUCUGCAAAACCACAUUCCUCUUAGAUUAAUUGUGGAAAGUACACCAUAUUGAUUUCCGGGACGAUUUUAAUGAUUGUAUAAGUUUCCGUGAAGCAAAGAUGGUGUCUGACUUGACUGAUGAAGAGGAUUCACGAAGAGCGUUCUUGAGACACCCUCCGUACACUACUGUAAUCAAAUCAAUGGUACACUUUAUUCAUUACAAACCGUCCGAAAAAUCAAUUAAGCCUUCACUGGACAGGAACUAAGAACUGUUACCUUCCUUCAAGAUUUGAUCCUUUACUUUACUGCUUAGAAAUUUAUCUGAACUCAGUAAAAAGUGGUAAAGAUGUGGCCUCGACACAUGUUGACAUUUAAAUUACAACUUUGGAAGAGGUCAGUGGCUCGAGUCCAAAGAUUUCAUAAUUAUUGAGGCCUUUGUACCCUCGGUCACUGCACUAACCCACACAUCUAUAGACAGCCACCGACAUCUUUAACUAAACCAUCCAUGUUCCAAGUCCAAGAUGGCACAAAACUACAAAAUUUUCCAAGUUCAGCUUUACCAUAACUUACUUGCUCCCUCCAGCCUUUCAGUCUAAACCGGUGGUAACACUUGCAGCCCUCCACCCCGAGGCCUCCAAGUGUAGACAGUAGUUGAGCCUCAUAUCAAGUCAUUUAGGCGUGACCACCGAUGCGUGACGAGUGGCGAGUGACAGAGCCAAUAAUGGUGUCACAUCACUCACUGUACUUGGUGGACCCCACUCAACAUAUAUAAAGAUAGAUCGUGAGUUGCUGUGUAUAAUAAGCUUGAUGAAUAUUUAAGAGUUGUAAAAAUGCUUGUCUUACGGAGGGUUAAAUUCCUAAUAAUAUCUGGUUAUGUACAAUAUGAUGAUUUGUAAAUACUUACUACUCGUACAUGCAUAAACUUACUACACUCCCUCCCAUCCCAGGUUUAUUUUUGUUUUCUUUUAUGCUUCUGAGGGUUUACAUAUAAAUUGAUAACAUGUAUAUACGUAUAUAUUAUAUAUUCCAUAAAUUUCCUAGUGGCUGCUGUGUAAAUGGUGUUGCCCCUUCCAUAUGAAGCCUGACUUGCCAGAUGGACUGGUCAAACCUUCAUCCCUUCGCAUAUAUGCCUUCAUUAUUAAUCAGAUUCUUUUUCUACAACUCAAGGAUCUCAGGCAGUGUUGUGAAGCUGUAGCCAGACGUCCCUACCUUGCUCCCGUGUAAGUGGCUCGGUAUCUCGCUUAUACUGGCAAAAUUAUCAAAAAGAUUCCUCAGGAACAUGAUUGUUGAUGUUCCCUGGAUAUAUUUUUCAUUACUUGCAGAUACGUGCUUUAAAAUAAAUAACCAACAGCAGUGUACAGGAUUUUUUAGUCUCUGACAGCUAUCCUUGUGUAGUCAUUAAUUAACACACUAAGGUGAAAUCACAAGCUUCUAAUUCAUCUAGGUUAACACGGAUAUGCGCCACAAUCAACAUUUACCAAAAAAAGAUACAUAUAUAAAUAUAAAAAGUAAGUCAAGGCUGGAUUUUUUAAAAUUUUAUUUUUUCCUUUUUAUUUAUUUUUUUUUUUCUUUAUUUUAUUCACUUAAUUUAUUUUCUUUUAUUUGUUUAUUUUUUGGUCAUUAUCAGGUUCAUCUGGGAUUGCUGUGGUGGCGGCAAUCCAGUCAGUCACCCACUCAGUACUUCUUGUCAUGCCAGCUCACGCUUUCUCCAGCCUCCUGCACAUUCAAACAAAGCCGCCCACCACACACACACACAUAUACACACACACACAACGUGCUUGUGUACAAUCCAAGCUUCCCAGACAGAGCCUUCCGUUUCAUCGCGCCGAAACAAUUGUGCUAUGUAUUUUUUUAACAACUUUAUUUGCAGAUUUUUAUUAACUUGUAAGCCACAUGAAAAUAAACUACUAGAUGGA